AUGUUUUGUGUGGCCUGUUUUUGUGAUAUCUGCAUAAUAUGAGACGGCGGGACGAUUACAUCGUUCAGCUUUUGCACCAAAUGUUUACGUGCACUGUGGUUUGUCAGUUUCUUGUCACAUGACGUUCCCGCAGAUGUUACCAUGCGUUUCAUUAUAGAUUCAAUUUUGUGAAUACCAACAGUUUGCCUUUUAAACAAUGGACCUGACGAUGAACCUUUAUUUUUGACAGUGGAGCUUGUUAAGUAGAAAGCACUACCUGGAGUGGAAUAAUCGCCUGGAAUUCCAAGGAUUCUAUGUAUUUCAACGUCACAACUGAUAUUGGAUAUUCUUGGAUUUUCAGGCGCAGUUGUAAAAGAUGACUGAGAUCACUGUUGCUGAUGACGGCGGGGACACUAUGAGAUGCAUCCAGCAUAAUGACCAUCUCUUUCCGGUUUUUAACAUCCAGGCAAUCACCGGGCUCACAUCAGUCAAAAUAAGAGAAGAUGAUGUCCUUAUUCUUGGAUUCCCGAAAUCAGGAAACCAUUGGCUGUGGGAAUUAACCCGCCAGGUGUUACAGGGACGUGUGGUGGAGGAUGACAGAGUGAUGAACGAGUUGCUGAUGGAGAGUGCACCGGAAGAGGAGUAUGCAGACUUACCCUCCCCCCGAAUCCUUGCGUCAAAUGCCCCUCUAACCAAACUGUCACCGGAGGUGAUCCAAAAGAAGCCGAAAAUUAUCACCGUAUUCCGGAACCCGAAGGAUGUUACUGCAUCCUUUUACUCCUUCGCCCUGAAGCUGCCUUUUUGCAAAUACACGGGGAAGUGGGAGAACUUCGUGAAGCCGUGUGUGCAAGGAAGAUUUUACCAUGGUUCUUGGAUGGACCAUGUUUUAUCAUGGCAGAAGCUAAGGGACACCUAUCCAGAGUGGCCGAUUUUGACAGUGUUUUAUGAAGAUUUAAAAGAGGAUCCUAUGGAACAGUUGAGGAGACUGUGCAGCUUCCUGGGCGUCAAGAGGAGUGAGGAGUUCCUGAAGGCGGUGGUCAACAUCUGCAGCUUUGACAAGAUGAAAGAUAUCAAGUCACACCGUGCGGUGUUCAGAAAAGGCGAGGUGGGUGACUGGAAGAACUGGUUCACUGUGGCCCAGAAUGAGUGGUUUGAUCAGCUCUACCAGGAGAAGAUGACGGAUUGUCAGCUACAGUUUAGAUGUACAUUGUAGCUUCACAGAGAAUCAACAUUAGCCGUGUGUCCUUUUUACAAAUUAGUUCUAGUGUUACGACAAUUGUGAAUUGUUCUUGUGUUGUUGUUUUGUUGUUGUUGUUUUUCAAGCAGUUUUUUGUUCUAUUUCAAUAGUAUACAGAGAAUAUAUUAAGGAAGUUAUGGCAUAACAGCAUGUUGGUUGGUUUGUUUUACCGCACUCAGCAAUAAUCCAGCUAUAUGGCGGCGGUCUGUAAAUAAUCGAGUCUGGACCAGACAAUCCAGUGAUUAAUAUCAUUAGCAUCGAUCCAUGCAAUUG
This is a messenger RNA of Haliotis rufescens (red abalone), 1489 nucleotides long. Its product is annotated as sulfotransferase 1A1-like. Gene Ontology annotation, biological process: sulfation. Gene Ontology annotation, molecular function: sulfotransferase activity. Lineage: Eukaryota; Metazoa; Mollusca; Gastropoda; Lepetellida; Haliotidae. The coding region runs from base 356 to 1192 and encodes 278 amino acids. The record is from RefSeq and is a predicted model, not a curated record. Gene Ontology annotation, cellular component: cytoplasm. The transcript has 6 exons.